This is a messenger RNA of Papaver somniferum (opium poppy), 714 nucleotides long. RefSeq lists its product as uncharacterized. The transcript has a single exon. The record is from RefSeq and is a predicted model, not a curated record. The coding region runs from base 1 to 714 and encodes 237 amino acids. Lineage: Eukaryota; Viridiplantae; Streptophyta; Magnoliopsida; Ranunculales; Papaveraceae.
AUGGGUUUCCCUUGCACUUUUAAUGUUUCUAGUAUUGGAAGAAGUGCUGGUCUAGUUCUAGCCUGGAAAAAGGAAAUUCAACUCAACAUUUUAUCCUCAAGCUUGAGGGGCAUUUAUGUCACAUCUAUAGACAUUAUUCACUCUAAAAUUUGUCACAUUUAUUUUAUGCAUGGUGAACCCAACAGUAGUUUGAGGCAUGCUUUCUGGGAACAACAAUGCCAACUGUCUAAUGCUCCUUUAGAUGAACCAGUUUUCUUUGUAUGUGAUUUUAAUGCGCUCCUAGGAACUGAGGAUAAGAAUGGUGGUCUAGAGGUUGAUGAUUCUGAUUUUUCAAAUCUUAGAAACUUUUGUUCAGUAUUUAACUUACAUGACCCUGGUUUUUCUGGUCUCAUAUUUACUUGGUAUAAUAUGCAACAGGGUCCUGAUCUUAUUCUUGAAAGAUUAGAUAGGUGUAUUAUAAACCAUUCUGCUGAGUAUUUAUAUCCUAAACUCUGUGUAAACUAUUUACCUAGAGAAUUUUCUAAUCACUGCCCUAUGCAUAUAGGUUGCAAUUAUGAGGAUGUUUGUACACCCAGACCUUUCCACUUUAUGGCUAUGUGGAUUAAAGAUCCUACUUGUAUAGAUAUCAUUGCCAACUCUUGGUCUGUUAAUGUAGUGGGAUCUCCGGCCUAUAACCUAAAAGCUAAGCUUUUAAGUACCAAGAGAUUGGAAUAA